CAGAAAUAAAGACUUGGUUGUCCUAUUAAUGAGCCGAUAAAACGCAAGUCUGCAGAUUGAUCUACAAGCAAAAGAAGAUCCCACGCAUACCGAACAGGCAUUGAUUUCCGCGAAGCUGCAGAAAAGACAUUCUUGAAUAGAAGAGAGACUUGAACCACUGAGACGGAAAUGACGACAGACAUGGAAACUCAGAAUGAAUAUGAUGAGAAUGGACUUCCCGGUCCCGGUGCGCCUACUCCACUUUCAUCCUUGGAGGGUGUUGCUGGUUUAACGGGUAGAGACAUCAAGUUGUUCGUUGAUGCUGGCUACUAUACGGUUGAGUCAAUUGCCUAUACUCCAAAGAGACUUUUGGAGCAAAUCAAGGGUAUCUCGGAGCAGAAGGCCACUAAGAUCUUAGUCGAAGCCGCGAAGCUUGUUCCGAUGGGUUUCACGACAGCCACCGAAAUGCACGCACGACGAAGCGAACUCAUCUCGAUUACAACAGGAUCUAAGCAGCUGGAUACUUUGCUCGGAGGUGGCAUCGAAACAGGGUCAAUCACCGAGAUCUUCGGAGAGUUCAGAACCGGAAAGAGUCAAAUAUGUCAUACACUUGCGGUAACCUGUCAGUUGCCAUUCGAUAUGGGAGGUGGUGAAGGCAAGUGUCUCUAUAUCGAUACGGAGGGGACCUUCCGACCAGUCCGCUUGCUGGCUGUUGCUCAGCGAUUUGGGCUUGUUGGUGAAGAGGUGUUGGAUAAUGUGGCUUAUGCUCGAGCAUAUAACUCGGACCAUCAGCUUCAGCUACUUAACCAGGCGUCCCAGAUGAUGUGCGAGACUCGGUUUUCUCUUCUUGUCGUUGACUCCGCAACGUCACUGUACCGGACAGACUUCAAUGGCCGUGGUGAGUUGUCGUCUCGACAGACCCAUCUGGCCAAAUUCUUGCGUACGCUGCAACGUUUGGCCGAUGAAUUCGGUAUCGCAGUCGUCAUCACCAACCAGGUUGUUGCCCAGGUUGAUGGUGGACCGAGUGCGAUGUUCAACCCCGACCCGAAAAAACCAAUUGGUGGUAAUAUCAUUGCGCAUGCCAGUACGACCAGAUUGAGUUUGAAAAAGGGAAGAGGCGAAACGAGAGUAUGCAAGAUCUACGACAGUCCAUGUCUGCCCGAGAGUGACUGUCUCUUUGCCAUCAACGAGGAUGGUAUCGGGGACCCAAGCCCCAAGGACCUGGAGAACGACUAAUCGUAUCGCAGUAAUACUGCACUUCCUUACAUAUUACGAUAAUUGUGUGACGAGUUUUGUUUGUUAGCCACAUGUAUAUCUUUGAUUUUUAUGGCAUAUGGCAUCCUCGGUGGUGUCUAGAUUC
Messenger RNA from Aspergillus wentii DTO 134E9, 1339 nucleotides. Its product is annotated as recombinase RAD51. The transcript is spliced from 5 exons. Gene Ontology annotation, cellular component: condensed nuclear chromosome. Gene Ontology annotation, molecular function: ATP hydrolysis activity; ATP binding; ATP-dependent DNA damage sensor activity. NCBI's taxonomy places the organism in Eukaryota, Fungi, Ascomycota, Eurotiomycetes, Eurotiales, Aspergillaceae. The record is from RefSeq and is a predicted model, not a curated record. The coding region runs from base 169 to 1215 and encodes 348 amino acids. Gene Ontology annotation, biological process: mitotic recombination-dependent replication fork processing; DNA strand invasion; chromosome organization involved in meiotic cell cycle.